Lutra lutra (Eurasian river otter) is the source of this 3177-nucleotide messenger RNA. RefSeq names its product essential meiotic structure-specific endonuclease 1 (gene EME1). The record is from RefSeq and is a predicted model, not a curated record. Gene Ontology annotation, cellular component: nucleus; Holliday junction resolvase complex. Gene Ontology annotation, biological process: replication fork processing; mitotic intra-S DNA damage checkpoint signaling; double-strand break repair. NCBI's taxonomy places the organism in Eukaryota, Metazoa, Chordata, Mammalia, Carnivora, Mustelidae. Gene Ontology annotation, molecular function: DNA binding; nuclease activity. Bases 1110 to 2963 code for a protein of 617 amino acids. The transcript has 9 exons.
GCGGGCGGCGGGCGGCGGGUUGGGCUGGACUUCUGAGCACCGCCCCGCAGGGCCUCGGUGAUCAGGGCGUCCGGGGCUCCGCCGCGCGGUGUGGACGCGCCGGGCUCGUCCGGCAGGCAACCUCGCUUUGCCGGACUCCGGCGAGGUGCAAGGAGGUCCCUCCUUUACCGAGUGCUUACUGUGGGCUCCGUGCUGUGCUAAGCGCUGUAGAUGCACGAUUUCGGUUAUUUCAAACAAUCUUGUGAAAUAGGUGUUGUUAUCAUCCCUGUUUUACUAAAUUGGAAAGCGAGGUUCAGGGAGGUUACAUGGCCCAUCCGGGGUCACACCUACAGUGUUUGUGAGCGUUUUUUCGAAGAGCAAUUCUUGUACACGACCCAGCAGUUGGACUUCCACCGUAUACAUGCAAGAGAAUUGAAAACCUAUCCCCACAAAAACCUGGACAUGAAGGUUCAUGGCAGUGCUGAACGGAGAAACAAAUGGCAGCCUAUCUAUGCGGUGGAAUGUUAUUCAGCCGUAAAAAACCAUGGAGUACUGACACACGCCACAACAUAAACGAGCGCUGAGAAACAUGCUAAGUGAAAGGAGGCAGUCACAAAGGACCACACGCUGUAUGAUUCUGUUUGUACUAAAUAUCCAGAACAGGUAAAUCCACAAAAAACAGAAGUAGAUCUGUGGUUAUCAGGAACUGGAGGAGGGAGAAGUGAACAACGACUGCUUAAUGGCUAUGGGAUUUCUUUUUGGGGUGCUGAGAAUAUCCUGGAAUUAGACAGUGAUGCACAGGUUUGUGAAUAGACCAAAAACUACUGAAGAACUGUACACUUGAAAGAGAAGUUUAUGGCAUGUGAGUUACAUCUCAAUUUUUAAAGAAAGGAGGAUUUAACGUGUGCAUUUCAAAUGCAGAGAUCAAUAAGGGGGUGGUGUUGAGUCUUGUUACUACUGCAUUAACAUUUUCCAGUAGUAAUCUCCACUUUGUUUCUAGGUCACCUUGACCUGGAAGGGAUUUGAGGAGUCCUGUUAGACUUCAGACAACUGAGUUCCAGAGUGCAUGUGUUGGGACCAAAGCCUGUUUUUCUGUUUCUAUAUUGGAAUUAAUUUGACAGCACGCAUUGAUGGCUCUAAAGAAGUCAUCGCUCUCACUGGAUUCCAGUGAGAGCGACUCUGAAGAGUUGCCAACAUUUGCCUUCCUGAAGAAGGAACCGUCUUCAUCAAAGAGGAGGCAGUCUCAGAGGGAGGAGAAGAUUGUUGUGGUUCACACCUCGGAUUCUGAGGCCUCCUGUCCUCCGUCACCAAGGUUGAAAGAUGUACCACCUACCCCGGACACAGCUGAAUCCAUCACACAAAUAGAGCCAGUGAGGGUGCUAAGCAGUGGAAGUGAGGAUGAGGUAGAAUUAAUUCCCCUGGCCGAGAGGCUUGCAUGUAAGUUUUUGACCCACAAGCCACUGAGCCCUGAGGACUCUAGCUCCCCAGUUAAAAGUGUAUGGGAUCAUCAAAAUAGUGAAGGAGCAUCCUGUGACUGGAAAAAAGAACCCUUUCCAAAGGUCCCUGAUAUUCCCCUCCGUGACACCUCAGAGAGAUGUGCAUCAAAUAACAAGGACCCUGCGGGAGACAGUCCAUGCCACCAGCUUCCAGCCUUCAAAGCUACCUGCCCUAUCCAGAACAGCAGCUGGACAAAUGCUGAGGUCCCCCCACUUCAGAAGAGAACCAAGCCUAGCCAGGAGGUCCAGAGGAGCAGCUCGCAGGGACGCCAGCCGCGGAGACGAGCAAGCCCGAAGGAACGCGCCCUGGGACAACAGGAGAGGACCAAGAAGGCAGCCGUGGCUAACAGGCUGAAAGCUCAGAGGCCCGAGGAAUGCCUAAAGCACCUGGUCGUGAUGCUGGAUCCAGUGCUUUUGCAGAUGGAAGGGGGAGGCCAGCUCCUCGGGGCACUGCAGUCCAUGGAGUGCCGGUGUGUGAUCGAGGCCCACGCCGUGCCCUGCAGCAUCACCUGGAGGAGAAGGGCUGCACCAGCCGAGGUAGAUGGACAGGAAGACUGGGUGGAGGAACCGAUGGUCCUGGUGCUGCUCCCGGCAGAAGCGUUUGUGUCCAUGGUCCGGAACUUCAAGCAGGGAAGUGUGGGCAGCCCUGAGAAGGGGAAGGAAACACUGAGGAGCUUUGUGACCAACACCACGGCAAGGGCACCUGGGAAAGCUCUGUCCCUGGUUAUUGUGGAUCAAGAGAAAUGCUUCAGUGCUCCAAACCCCUCAAGAAGAAGGAAGCGGGGAGUGGCAGAUAGGGAACAGGCCAAGGAGAAGCAGCAGAGACGACCAGAGGCCAGCGCAGGGCGUGUGGUGUCCAGAGUAGACAUGGAAGAGGCGCUGGUGGAUCUGCAGCUGCACACACGAGCCCAGGCCCGACUGGUGCAGACCUGGAAAGAGCUGGCUGACUUCGCAUGCGCGUUUACCAAGGCUGUGGCUGAGGCACCCUUCAAGAAGCUUCGAGACCAAACUAGUUUCUCCUUCUGCCUGGAGAGUGACUGGUCUGGAGGGGCAAAGGUGGACCGUGCGGGCAGGGGACUCAUGCUGGUGUGGAGGAGACAGAUUCAGCAGCUGAACCGAGUCAGCCUGGAAAUGGCCAGUGCCAUCGUGGAUGCCUAUCCCUCCCCCCAGCUCCUGGUCCAGACGGUGCAGACUGAGGCCAGCCCUGGGGAAGUUGGAGAUUUGCACCUCACGAGCUUGGAAGAGGACCAUGGGAAGAGGCUGGAAGCACAAGCCUGGGUCGGGCUCACAAGAGACUCCUUCCCGAGUGUCAGAAUCUGCAGAGUCUCUCUGACACCUUGGCACAGGCAGCUGAGAUCUUGUGUUCACCUUCACAAGCACAGACUGUCCCUCUCCCAGGGAAACUCCGCUGCCGUGCACAAGUCACCCUACCCCAGCAGCCCUCAAAACACAAAGGAACAAAGACAGACCACUCAGACACGUAUUUAAUAACUGUAGAAAUCUACAAGAACCUCAGCUUCAAAUCUCGAGAUCAUGAGGGAACUUCCCUCAGCAGGCUGGCUGGAGGGAGCCAGGUGUGCCCUGCUGCCCUCUCACCCAGCCCUCCUGCUUGGGGGUCUGAUCCCUGGGCUGACUCCCCAUCCUCUUCAUCUCAUCUCACAUACUAUGUAUUUUGUUUCAAUAAAGCAUUUGUACCAAUGGC